Anopheles gambiae (African malaria mosquito) is the source of this 807-nucleotide messenger RNA. RefSeq lists its product as uncharacterized. The record is from RefSeq and is a predicted model, not a curated record. The transcript has 3 exons. The coding region runs from base 1 to 687 and encodes 228 amino acids. NCBI's taxonomy places the organism in Eukaryota, Metazoa, Arthropoda, Insecta, Diptera, Culicidae.
AUGAUGGCAAGCUUCUCGUCCCCGCUGGUGGCAACAAUCGCCGGAACCGUUGCGAUCGUACAGCUGCUGCUGCUGACGGUGCUGCUGCACCCGUCCGUCGGGGCGCAGGAGCUAUUUGCCUUUCCGGCGGAUGUAGUGGUUAGCCCGAACUUGGAAAAUGCCCGUAAUCGCACACCCGUCUAUAUACCGGGUAAGUGUAGCACGAACGAAAUUCUCUACCCUGGCGAUCACGACAAUGAUUGGGUGUGUGACUGCCGUCCAGGAUACGUGUACUCCCCACCGCAGGACAGCUGCUAUCCACUGUUCCAGCAGGGCUUCUGUCAGCCGGGCGAGUACGUGGAUCUGGCCCGCCCGUCGAUGAUCGUCAAGUGUACGCGCAACGUGUGCACGGGCAGGAACGAGGUACCGUACCGGGAGCAGUGCGUAAAGCUGCACCAGAACAAUCGGCUGUGCAAGAUCGAGCGACGCGUCAGCUGGGUGAUUGGCGUUAACAUUACCACGCUCGAGCUGGACUGUAUCGCGGGCACGACCGACCUGCUCGAGAUCACGGUCAACAACCGCAACAUGGAGGAUGGGGACGAAACGGACGCGCCGGUUGCGAUGAAAAUCGUGCAGCCCGUCUACUUCAAGGAUGCCAAGCUGUGCCAGAAUGGCACCAAAUCCAUGUACAAUGGACGAUGCCCGUAAUCUCCCAAGGGCCUUGGAUUACGACCUCUACUACCCGUUCGGAAAGGGGGGUGAGGGGUCCAUUCCUCUGUGUAUUAUCUGCAAAUAAAAAGGGCUUCCAGCUACUAGUGUGUUUCUAAA